UACGUGGAAUGAAAUAUGAUCCUCGGCUUCUUUAUAAGGCUGUUAACUUUCUUUUUUUUAAUUUUCUUGUCACCAGAUGUCGUCCGGCAAAAGACGCCAUCAGCAACUAGUAUAAAAUUUCCUACAGCAGAGAGAAAUAAAGUCCCUUCAUCUGUUGCACUUACACUGAACUUGUUCUCAUCUUUCUCCUGGUACUACAAUUCUAUCAUUUUUCCAAACCUGAAGCAAGAUUUCUCGAAACUUUUAAUGUGUUCUUCAACAAUGCAUGCACUUCCGCAUCUCAUUUAUCCUCGACCUCAGAUGCCACUAGUUCCUCUUCCUUUUUUACCUGCUUAUGCAAUGGUAGGUUGUGGCAAUCACUUCCGCACAUACCCCUUUCUUUUUGCUGCUCAUUCUUCUGGCCAAACACCUGUGAAACUAGACUUCGUAAAAGAUUUAGAAAUUGCAAGCAUAAGAACAGAAAAUUUCUCUCACAAACUUAUUCAUAUAGACGCACGACCAAUGGUAUCUAAUAUAUCAAAUACUAUGAAACAAAAAGCUUCGAAAUUCGAUUUUUCGCGUCUAGCAGAAUCAGCUACGACCAAAGACGAUGAAAUAGAUUCCAAAGAAGCCACACGUUCUCAGAAGACAACAGAUGUUGAUGAGAUUGUUACUAAAGGACUAAUUCGCUCCCACAGACAGCGAGGUAUUCCAACUACAGCUUCUUUUCCAUUUACAUCUGGUCACUCAUUUCCGAUUAUAACACCUUUCUAUAGUAUUGGACCAGUCGAAUUUGAAGCAGAGAUCUUUGAACAGAAAGAUUCUCGAGGUCGAGGGUCAUCGAAGCCGAAGAAAGAGUUUAUCUGUAAAUAUUGUCAGCGUCACUUCACCAAAUCUUACAACCUGUUGAUUCACGAAAGAACACACACGGAUGAGCGACCUUACAGCUGCGACAUCUGCCAUAAAGCUUUCCGGAGACAAGAUCAUCUACGAGAUCACAGAUAUAUCCAUUCCAAGGACAAGCCUUUCAAGUGUACGGAAUGUGGAAAAGGCUUCUGUCAAUCUCGCACUCUAGCCGUCCACAGGAUUCUUCACAUGGAAGAUUCACCCCACAAGUGUCCAACCUGUGGGCGCAACUUUAACCAGAGAAGCAAUUUAAAGACCCAUCUGCUCACCCACACCGAUAUCAAACCAUACAACUGCGGUUCUUGUAGUAAAGUGUUCCGGCGGAACUGCGACCUCAGGCGACACAUUUUAACCCACACCCUUGACAUACCGGAUCAAACAGAAAACACUCAUCAUUCUCCAUUAAGUUGCAGUGUUCCGGACACAGACAUUUUGUCGGGAAAAUUAGAUUCUUAUAUGCACGAUAUACUAGACGUAGAGAACUGAAACUAUAGCUUUACCUCCCACACAAUCACCUUGUACAUAGAAACCGUUUUACAACGUAAACAAUUCUAUUUCAUCGAAGAACAACUUUCUUUGAGAGCCGUAAAAGAUUCAUUCUGCAAAACAAACAAUUUGAAAUUAGUUGAUAUAAUAGUGACAAAAUAACCAACUUAUAAGCAUAAAUGCUUCUAAUUGUUAACGUGGAUUGGUUUUAUGUUUUUUUAUUCUAACUCCAUCAGAACGAAAAAAAAGCUUAUUCUGAUAAAAACUAUGAUUGAUACUUUUUACACUGCUCUGUUGUUUUGUAACUUUACGGCAUUAAACUAUAACGAAGCAUUGAAUAAUAUAUAAAUGUAUUUAAAAAUAGUAUUUGUGUGAUUAGAUCGAAGCGUCUUUUAUUACAGUUUGAAACAUUUGUUUUUGUUAUUGUACCAAAGAUAUUGUUUUCAAAACUACUGUUAUACUGGUAUUAUUAUCUCUAUAGUUAUCACAAUGACAAAACAGUGUCAUCGUAUUAUGUUUUAUUUAUAAACUUAAAAUAUGCGUUUAUUAAUUAUUAGAAUCAGAAACCCAGUUCAAGAAUACUUAUACUAAUGUGCUGAUUAUUGUUAAAAGUUACUGACACAGUCCGACUAGUUUUAAACUUGUUGAAGAAUGCCAAGAUAUUGACGAGAGAUUAAUGUUUUUUAUUGGUAAAUAUAUAUAUAUAUAUACAUGUUUUUACGUGUGUAACUAGUUUAUUAAAAUGCAAUAGACUAAAUCUACCAAGUAUUAUUAAUAACUGUGCAUGAUGACCUAACAAUGUAGAUAUUGAUUAUAAAGGAAGUUUCAUUAUAAAUACAUUUGAUAUUCAUUACAGAAGUAAGUGAAAAUAGGUUAUCAUUUUUAACAAUAUUACCUCAACAAUAAUUGAGGUCGUGUAUAUUAUCAUCAGUGUACUGCAUAAACGACGCGAAAAUGCCUUUUUUUGUGUGUAUGUGAAAUGACUUGUAUUAUAUAAUCCGAUAUUUUACAAAAUAAAU
Molecule: messenger RNA, 2390 nt
Organism: Limulus polyphemus (Atlantic horseshoe crab)
Lineage: Eukaryota; Metazoa; Arthropoda; Merostomata; Xiphosura; Limulidae
Product: zinc finger protein 470-like
Exons: 2
Coding region: 16-1371 (451 amino acids)
Biological process (GO): regulation of transcription by RNA polymerase II; embryo development
Cellular component (GO): nucleus
Molecular function (GO): DNA-binding transcription factor activity, RNA polymerase II-specific; RNA polymerase II transcription regulatory region sequence-specific DNA binding
Source: RefSeq, a predicted model, not a curated record